Closterium sp. NIES-67 is the source of this 5475-nucleotide messenger RNA. The record is from the annotation of a GenBank genome assembly. NCBI's taxonomy places the organism in Eukaryota, Viridiplantae, Streptophyta, Zygnematophyceae, Desmidiales, Closteriaceae.
GUGUGAAUCAAGCAUGUGAUGUGUGAGAGUGGCGGGCAUUGCUGAGCUGGCACGAUCAAGCCAUUGGCGGAGCUCGUUAAGGCCGCGCCCCGGUCAUGACUCUGGCGCUCUCCGCUGUAACCGCCGCGACUCGCGUUCAUUUGCACCUCUGCGUGCACUCCGCGCUGCGCCAGCGGCUGUGGCGCACCCAUAAACUGGUUAACGGAUCCAUAAACGGAUCACAUAACGGAUCAUCUAGCAGAUCGGUUUCACCUUGCUUCCGCGCACUGCCGCAAUCUGACGGACUCGUCAACGGAUCGCUUUCUCGCCCGACGCUAGUUGUUCCGCGUAGAGUGUUACUUAUUCCCGCGCUGCGGCAUUGUACUAGCCACCCGCCUAGUGUGCCCACUCCUGCAAGAGCCGGCCGGGUAUUUUCGGAAUUAACCCCAGAAGCCGGAGCCAGUUCUGAGGAACCAUCCUUAAACCCCGCCUUAAAAUCCCUCGUAGAACCCUCGGCAGUAGAAACCGCUGCGGCGAAAGGGGUUACAGUUAGGAAGCGGCGCGCGCGGACACCGAAACCGGCCAGCGGGGCUGACGGAGCUUCGGAUGACGUGGUGAGAUUUAGCAAUGACGCAGAAGUUCCACGUGGCAGCGAUUCAGUCAUCCCACGUGGCAGUGAGUCGGUGAAAGCGUUGGAUUCUUUCGUUAGCCAAGAAAAUCCUAAGCGCGUGAGUGGGGGGCGAGGUCGCAGAGUGUCUAGUAACGAGACUGCUAAUAGCGAGGAUUCGGGUGCGGGGAAGGCGGCAGCUGCCGGAAGCGUAAGGGGGGCGCGCGGUCGGCCGCGGAAGCAGGCGGAAGGGGAAAAGCCGGAAGCGGAAAAAACGCCGUUAGCCCUCGAGGUAGCGGCAACGGGAAGAGGGGGCGGAGGAGGAGACUCGAAGGCAGGAGCAGGCUUAGGGUUAGGGUUAGGUUCAAGAGUUGCCCGAGACGAGGUGAAAGGUACACCAGCAGUUAUACCAGCAGCUACGCCGGCAGUUGGGGAGGCACAAAAGAAAACGAGCGGGGGCAAGUGGAGUGCGGACGAGCUCUUGCUUUCUCGCGGGCUCAGCACACAGGCUGUAGCAGCGUCUCCGGCUGUAGCAACUGCUGAGGGCUUUAGCAGUGCAGGGGUUCCGGGUGUAAGACCCUCAUACUCCAAACGAGUCAGCCUUUACGCGGAAAGAACGGUAAGGGAGCGCAGGGAGGGACAGGCGGGCGGGAUGCGAGGAGCUACGGCGGGCGGUGGGGCGAGAGGGCGGCAAGGUGCUGACGUGGCAGCAGGAGGAGGAAGAGCGGAGAAAGCAGAGGCUGCAGGGUUACAGGGCAGCAGAAAGGGCAGGAAGGGGAAGGAGAGAGACAGAGGGGGGGGGGAGAAAGGGGGGGGGCGAGGGGGAGGCGGAGGGGUCGGGGAGGGGGCAGCAGGGGGAGCGGGAGGGGAGAAGCUAGCGCAGAACAGGACGGCGUAUGUGCAGGUGCUGGGGACGGGGAUGGACACUGGGGACACGUCUCCCUGCGUGCUGCUCUUCUUUGAGCGACUCAGGCUGGUGUUCAACGCGGGCGAGGGGCUUCAAAGGCUCUGCAUAGAGCACAAGAUUCGCCUGGCAAAGAUUGACAAGAUCUUUCUCUCCCGCGUUUGCACGGAAACGGCUGGCGGGCUGCCAGGCAUGCUGCUGACGCUGGCCAACACAGGCGAGACUGGCAUCACGGUGGACAUCUGUGGGCCGUCGGAUCUCCAUCGGCUCGCAGCAGCCAUGCGAUGCUUCGUCGGCGCAGCAUCGGUCCGAACCUCCAGCUUCGGCACCACCAGCCCUGGGCGUCCGUCGUACCCCCAUCCUCCGCUUCCUCCUUCCUACCACGAGGUGAAACAGCAGCUGCUGCUGGGGCAGCAGGAGCAGGGGGGAGAAGGGGGAGCAGCGGGGCAACAGCAGCAGCAGGAGAGUGGGCAGGGAAGGGAGGAUAAGAGUGCAUUUAUCGUCCAUCAUGAUGGUGAUGUGAAAGUAACUGCAGUGCUGCUAGAGCCAUCGCGGUCCCCCUCUGCGGAAAAACCGCUGGUUGUUGGCGACAGCAGCGCAACCCUCCCCUCACCUUCGGAGUCCCUCAGAGAACUGACCCUGUCGCAGCAUGCUUCAGCCUCUUUUAAAGAGCAAGACUGGCAACAAGCUAAGUCAGCAAAGCGGCCCAGCCCUGGGUCGUCUGGCGUCAGCAGCGGAUGGGAAGUGGCAGGGGGCAGUGACAAACGGGCGAGAACAGCAGCUGGGAGACUGGGGCAACAGGGGGCAACAGGGGCAAUGGGAUGGGAGACAGGAGAUGUAGCGUUGGGAGCAGCUUCGGGGGCAGCUUUGGAAACAGCUUCGGAAACAGCUUCGGGAAUUGCAUCGGUCGUGUAUGUGUGCGAGCUGCCCACGGCAGCUGGGAAGUUUGACCCCAAGCGAGCAGCAGCCAUGGGCAUUCGUCCCGGGCCCAAGUACCGGAGGUUGCAGAUGGGGGAGAGUGUGCCGUCUGACGAUGGAAGCAAAACGGUGCAUCCAUCUGACGUCCUCGGAGCAUCCAUCCCAGGUCCCGUUGUACUCCUUAUAGACUGCCCCACUGCAAGCCACACGCAGGCCCUCCUGCAGUCGCCCCAGCUCCAGCGUUUCUGCAGCAGCCGCCACAACAGGGAGAGUGGCAGCGGCGGUGGUGGGAAUACGGAGGGUGAUAAUAACGAGGGGGGCACCAAGGAGGUGACGGUCGCAGUGCAUGUGAGCCCAGAGGCGGUGGUUGAGGCAGACGAGUACCGGCGGUGGAUGGGCAUGCUGGGGCCCAACACCACACACGUGUUAGCUGGGCAUGGCAGAGCCUUUGAGUGCCCCCCUGUGCUGGCGGGCAGUGCUGCGCUGACAGCCAAGCUGCACUACGUAGCCUUUGAGUGCCCCCCUGUGCUGGCAGGCAGUGCUGCGCUGACAGCCAAGCUGCACUACGUGUGCCCGCACCUCUUCCCAGAGCCGUACGACCACACUCUGGCCAAGGAGCAGAACAACAACGAGCAGAAAGACGAUAGUGGGCGGCCCGCUGUGCUGGGAGAGAGGGAAGAUGAUUCCGCACGAGGUUAUGCCCUGGAGCCUGUGGAUGGUCUUCCAAUGGGCCCUGUCGUAAUCGCCAAGAACCUUCUCAAGUUCAACCUUAGGGGUGCUCCUAUUCUCGGAGCCGACGCAUCAGCAGUGCCGCCCGUUUUUAACGCACAAAAUACUGUUCACCACCUGCUGCGGAGCAUUCCGGAGCUGAAGGAAGCUUCCAGGAAGGUGGCUGCGGAUUGGGGGCUGAAAGGACCGGAGCAAGAGGGGGAGAAGAAGGAGGAGGCGGAGGGAGAGGGGGAGAGGAGUGGGGAGGAUCAAAUGGGAAUCGGAGGAGGGGGAGGAGGAGAGGGAGCAAGUAAGGUGCAAGGGUUGGAGAAGGGGAGGAGUGAGGAGAGGAGGAGGAAGAAAGACACAGUGGGCGCAGAGGUCACAGGCACAGGCACUCUUACAGGGAGCGCUUACAAGGAGGAUGAAAGCUCAUGUGUGUCCGAAGAGGCCCCUGCGUACAUGCGUGGCAUGGGUAGGGAGGAGGUGGAAGUGGUGUUUCUGGGCACGGGGUCAUCCCAGCCGUCCAAAUACCGCAAUCUCAGCGGCAUCUAUCUGCAUAGAUUCGAUUAUGGAGGGAUGAUUCUGGAUUGUGGGGAAGGGAGCUACGCGCAACUAACCAGACGGUUUGGUCCAGAAAAGGCAGAGGACAUUAUAGCGGGGUUGAAGUGUAUUUGGAUCUCCCACAUUCACGCCGACCACCACACCGGGCUGGUCAGAAUUCUCGCUGCCCGGAGAGACAUUCUUUUGCGCCGGGCAGCUCAGCGGGCAGCUGAACGGGCAGGUUCUGGGGCAGGAACUCAGGCUCUGCCUGAGAAGAUGGUAUCUGAGGAACAGGACAAGGACGCUACAGUGCCCGUGCCGCCCGUUCUGGUGAUCGGGCCGAAGCAGCUUCGGCGGUAUCUGGAGGCGUAUCAGACGUUUGAGAGCCUCCACUUGACGUUUUUGGACUGUAGCCAGACGACAAGAGACGCCGCUGCUCUUGCUGCUAAAGCAGCAGCAGGAGGAGGAGGAGGAGGAGGAGGAAGGGAAGAAGCAGGAGGAGCAGGAGGGGCAAGAAGACAAAGUGGUGGUGCUCCAAGGGAGGAGGAUGGGGGGAUGGAGGAGAGUGACGACGGGAGGGACCAAUGCGGGCUCAUCUGGCAAAAGGCCACCCAAUCUCAGCAGCAGCAGCAGCAGCAGCAGCAGCAACGGAGGCCUGAACCAGCGGGGGAGGGUGGAGAGAGAGACAGGAAGGGGCUGCGUCCCUUCUGGCUCAAGACGGGGUUUCACCUGGAAGACGGGGGCCUGGACGAGCCAGGCAGGCGGCAGCUGGGGGAGGUGCUAUCUGCGCUGGGGCUGAGCAGGCUGGAGAGUGUGCCUGUGGUGCACUGCCCCCAGGCGUUUGCCGUGGUGCUGGAGGGGAGGGUGCGGGGGGGAUUGGGGAGUGUGGACAGGGGAAGUGGGGAGGAAGAUUCUUGGAAGCUUGUGUAUUCUGGUGAUACUAGGCCGUGUGACACUGUGAGGGUGGCGAGUCGAGGAGCUACAGUGCUCAUUCAUGAGCGCGGCGCAACAGCUCCACAAGUUGAGGCAGUAGAGGAGAGAGCCACAGCAGCACAAGUUGAGGCAGUAGAGGAGAGAGCCACAGCAGCACAAGUUGAGGCAGUAGAGGAGAGAGCCACAGCAGCACAAGUUGAGGCAGUAGAGGAGAGAGCCACAGCAGCACAAGUUGAGGCAGUAGAGGAGAGAGCCACAGCAGCACAAGUUGAGGCAGUAGAGGAGAGAGCCACAGCAGCACAAAUUGAGGGGAUGGUAUAUUCGAGUAUAGAGGAGAGGGCCACGGGUAUAUUCCUCCUCGUCUCGCCUUUCAAGUCGACUCAAAAGCCACAAGCAACCUUUGAGGAUGAUUUGCAGCAUGAGGCCAUAGCCCGAAGGCACAGCACCACAAGUGAGGCGGUGCAGGUGGGAGCAUCUGCCCCCGCAUAUCGCACCAUUCUCACGCAUUUCAGCCAACGGUACCCCAAGAUCCCCCGCCUUGCCCCCCCGGUGAAGAAUAAGAAGAGGGGCGGUGGAAGAGGGAAUGGAAGCGCGGACGGUGGGGAUGUGGAGGACGGUGAGAGUGGGAGUGCGGCGAUUGCGUUCGAUUUGAUGUCGGUUAAUUUCUGUGAUCUGCCCAAGCUGCCUGAGCUGGUGCCUGUUUUCCAGUUGCUGUUUAGGGAUGCUUUGGAAGAGGAGGAAGAGGAGCAAGAGGGGGAAGAAGCAAGGGUUUGAUUGAGAGGAGAUCGUAGGUUAAGCAGCAGUUGCUAUUUGGAAUUGUUGUUCCUUUUCUUUCGUGCUUUGAGCUAUACACUAACAUUUCGUUCAGUAUAAUCUGUUCCCG